This is a messenger RNA of Fulmarus glacialis (Northern fulmar), 1251 nucleotides long. RefSeq names its product ubiquilin-1-like. Gene Ontology annotation, cellular component: cytosol. The annotation marks the transcript as partial. The transcript has 9 exons. Gene Ontology annotation, biological process: ubiquitin-dependent protein catabolic process. NCBI's taxonomy places the organism in Eukaryota, Metazoa, Chordata, Aves, Procellariiformes, Procellariidae. Gene Ontology annotation, molecular function: polyubiquitin modification-dependent protein binding. The record is from RefSeq and is a predicted model, not a curated record.
AUGAGGAUAUUUGGCGUGGAAAUUGAGAGCUUACUAGAGGAGUACAAUGAACUGGUUUCCGUGAACAUGCUAGGUGUUAGGGAAGACAAAAUUGAGAUAGCUGUCUUCACUGUUUAUGCUGCGUUUCAUUACCGUAGUGCUGUAGCACCUUAUACUCCGAAUGACUUGUUGCCAUUCAAGGAAGAAAUCUCUAAACGUUUCAAGUCCCACACUGAUCAGCUUGUGUUGAUAUUUGCUGGAAAAAUUUUAAAAGAUCAAGAUACUUUGACUCAGCAUGGAAUUCACGAUGGACUCACUGUUCACUUGGUUAUCAAAACACAAAACAGAUCACAAGACCACUCAGCUCAACAAGCAAACACCACUGGGAGUACUGCUACCACAUCAACAUCAAGCAGUAGUACCUCAACACCAGCUUCAACAAAUAGUAACCCUUUUGGCUUGGGUGGCCUUGGAGGUUUGGCAGGUCUGAGUAGCCUGGGCUUAAAUACAUCAAACUUUUCAGAGUUGCAAAGUCAGAUGCAACGGCAACUUAUGUCCAACCCAGAAAUGAUGGUUCAGAUAAUGGAAAAUCCAUUUGUUCAGAGCAUGCUUUCAAAUCCUGACCUGAUGAGGCAGUUAAUUAUGGCUAACCCUCAAAUGCAACAACUGAUACAGAGAAAUCCAGAAAUCAGUCACAUGCUGAAUAAUCCGGAUAUAAUGAGACAGACACUAGAACUUGCUAGAAACCCUGCAAUGAUGCAGGAAAUGAUGCGAAACCAAGACCGAGCCUUGAGCAACCUGGAAAGUAUACCAGGUGGAUACAAUGCCUUGCGACGUAUGUACACAGAUAUUCAGGAGCCAAUGUUGAAUGCUGCACAGGAACAGUUUGGAGGUAACCCGUUUGCUUCUUUAGUAAGCAAUGCAUCAACAGGAGGGGACAGUCAGCCAUCUCGUACAGAAAAUAGAGAUCCUCUACCAAAUCCCUGGGCUCCUCAGUCCAGCACGCAGACUUCCACAACAAGUACCAACACCAGUGGUGAGAGCGGUGGCAGUAGUAGUGCUGGAAAUAGCACCUCUGGCAGUACGGGACAGAGUUCAACUGUACCAAAUUUGGGACCUGGACUAGGAGCUGGUAUGUUCAACACACCAGGAAUGCAGAGCUUAUUACAGCAGAUAACAGAAAACCCACAACUUAUGCAGAAUAUGUUGUCUGCACCCUACAUGAGAAGCAUGAUGCAGUCAUUAAGCCAGAAUCCUGAUCUUGCAGUACAG